Messenger RNA from Cherax quadricarinatus, 2608 nucleotides. The record is from RefSeq and is a predicted model, not a curated record. NCBI's taxonomy places the organism in Eukaryota, Metazoa, Arthropoda, Malacostraca, Decapoda, Parastacidae.
GAUGGUGUAGCAUUAUCUGGCAGCAGUGCCACCACCAGCAGUGCCACCAAGGGAAAGCACCGAAACAGUAGAGGAGGAGGAAGACUUAGUGGCUGAGGCGAUGAUUGCCUUGCUGGAGACCACUAACAUGGCCCUGCACCCACCACCCCCAGAACUGCCUCCAGACUCAAACUUCCUCAUACGCAGCAAGUUCCCUGACGAGGAGCAGACGACCUUGCUGCCAUGCACCAUCUGCAACAGAACCUUCAAUCCUCAGGCGCUCGACCGCCACAGGAAAGUUUGCGAGAAACUCUCGUCCAAGAAGCGCAAGAACACCUCAGCAACACACACCUUCAGUUCGACAAAGCAGCGAGCAGACGGGUUGGAGUUGACUACGAGCGGUGGUGGUGGUCGAGGCAGGUCUCCAGAGCGCAAGACCAACCCUAAGAACAAGUCGAAAUGGAGAGAGAAACAUCAGGAGUUCCUGAGGGCGAUCAGGGCAGCUAAGGGCGUGACGGAGGGUGAGGACGGGUGUGCGCCUGUCUCCAGCAUUCCGUCAGACUACAUCCAGUGUCAGCACUGCGAGAGGCACUUCGGACCCAAGGCAGCUGACAGGCACAUCAGCUGGUGCAAGGAGAAGAGCAUCAGGGUUCCCCGCUCACCGGCUGACAACCAGGCAGUGGAACGCCUCAAAUCACGCACUAAGUAUGUGCCACCCAAACCAGGGCAGAAUGGUUGGCGAGCACCGAAGAAAAGUGAUGUUAUAUCUUCCAUCCCACCUCCCAGCUCUGGCCCAACAUCAACAUCUCUGCCAUUACCUUUAGGGGGUGUACGAGAGCUGAGUCCUCCCCUCACUAACCGUCCGAGCCCUCCCAGGUCAAUGGGUCAGCAUACUAGCCCUCCUCACCAUUCAGGUCAACAUGAGUCUCCCCCACCAGCUUCCUCAUCUCGGCGCACCUCUGUGUCAUCUGGAGUGUCAAUGGGACGGCCUGGUACCAUGUCACUAGGGCGCUUGGCUGGCAAGCACUUCUCCUCUAUGCUCAAAUCAGUGAUGGGGUGCAGCUCAGGAUAUGGGUCUUCCUCUGGCUAUGGACAGUCAUCUGGGUAUGGACAAUCUUCUGGCUAUGGGCAGCCAUUGGGGUAUGGGCAGUCUUCCGGAUAUGGGCAGAGUUCAGGAUAUGGACAGUCAGCAGGAUACGGUUUAUCAAGGAUGCAAGUAGGUCGGUCAUCCUUUUCUUCCCUUGGCAGUUCACCACUUGCACCCCAAAGACCGCUGAGGUCCUCCCUACGUCGCACGUCAUCUAACACUCCCAUGGCUCGACAUCGUGACCUUGCCUCAGACAUGAUGGCUAGUGUGUGUAUAAGUGGGAGUCCUAAAAGGGAAGAACCAGAGGGUGACGAGGCUGGGGAAUUUUCCCCCCCUUGCUCUUUGUCUCGGCAAGAAAGCAACUAUAAUUAUCGGCCGACCUUCUGGAAUGGAUUAUGGCUGAUAACCGGGGGUCCACUGUAUCUAAAGAAGUGUCUUCACAUUUUCCUAUGUGGAGAUCUCAUCCUAAAUAAGACUUUUCUGACAGUUCUUAUGUAUGUAAUUUAAUAUAUGGUAAUUAGAAUGAUAAUUUUUAUAACGGUCAUUUAUCAGAGACUUUUGUUCUUUUAAUACACGUCUAUUAUUCAAAGAACUUUCUCCUCAAAAUGAAAUUCGGCUUUGAGAGCUUUUUGUUACUGUACUUUAUUAUCCUCAUUCCAGUAAUUUUCAGUAUGCCUGUUUUUAGCAUUUCUGUGAUGCUAAUAAUAACCAUAAAGUAAUACUGUAAUAAUAAUAUUUUCUGAGAGCAUUGUUUAUUUUUAAGAUCUCGCUUCAUUUUGGUUAAGAAGUUUCAUGGGGAUGUCUUCCUUCAGGGAAGUGCAUUGAUGUUGCUGAAGUUCUCUUGAUCACAGGGAUUUGUGCUGCCCUAACCUUUCUUGGAUUAAAAUUGUUGACUUCCCCAUUCUCCAGGUGCUGUGUGACCCAUAUGGGUUUAGUGCAACUCCAUGAAUAUAAUAAUAGUGUCUUACUGGUACUAGGAUAUGACUUAUUCAGAGGCUUCUCAUGAUACUCAUUAAAGUCUAUCAUUUGUUAAUGGGUUCAUCUUACCCUGUUGAAUUUUUAACUUGUUGGAGAGUCGCUAUGUUGAAAUAAGCACGGAACUGUAUUAUAUAACAGGACAAAAUCAUUUUACCUCAUUCAGUAAACCAGUAAUUGAGCUGAAUAAUAUGUAUCUUUCUAUAAUUGUGUACAUUAAUUUACACUGUAUUUUAUUUUCAUUUGUUAAUAAUGAGUUAAUAUUAUUACAUUAUUUUUACAUUCAUGGGGGAGUUCUGAACCCAUAGGGGUUAUACAGCACCAGGAAAUGACAGGCAAUCAGAUUUGAUCUAAAGAAAGUGUGUGUAGUAUCAAGACUUUGUAUCAAGUGCCUCUCACCAGCAUAAAGGCACUCCCUUGAGGGCAAUGAAUAAAUAUGAGCUUAAAAAUUUCUCGACCAGAAUUAUGAGGAAUGACUUUCAUUUCAAGAUCAUUAUAUAUUCUGCACAUUAAUAAUUAAACUCUGUCUGUAUAUAAUAAGUAAGUAGAGAGCAUAGUAGCUUUUCU